This is a messenger RNA of Pristis pectinata (smalltooth sawfish), 4658 nucleotides long. RefSeq names its product N-acetylated alpha-linked acidic dipeptidase like 1 (gene naaladl1). The transcript is spliced from 19 exons. The record is from RefSeq and is a predicted model, not a curated record. The coding region runs from base 273 to 2501 and encodes 742 amino acids. NCBI's taxonomy places the organism in Eukaryota, Metazoa, Chordata, Chondrichthyes, Rhinopristiformes, Pristidae. Gene Ontology annotation, molecular function: carboxypeptidase activity.
GGUAGGCAACUUGGUCGGCAGGGACUAGAUAGGCUGAAGAGCCUGCUUCUAUGCUGUAGUACUCCAUGACUCCAAGUCUCAGGCAUGGCUGUAUAUCACUUGUUAUAUAAUCUUUCAGUCAGAUUAUAUGAUGGGUAGUUACAGCCACUAAUGUGUAACUGGAGGUUACACAUUAGCCCGAGAUCUGUCUCCAGUCAGGACAAUCUCGCUUCUCCUGUGAGCUCAGCGAGCCAGCUGCUGCCCCCUCCCUGCCGUACGACCCACAGCCGGGGAUGAAGGUUUGGCUCAUUAGUGUACUGGUGGGAGCUGCCGCGUUGACCGUCGGCCUCCUGUUGGGGCACUUUGCCAUCCCAAAGGAUGGGGGCACGGAGCAGGGGGCACCUCUCGCCCAGGACAUCGACGAGGAGCUCAUCCAGAGCUUCAUGGACGGGAUUGACGUCCAGAGGAUCGAGGAGGACCUGAGGGUGUUGUCCAAGAAGCCACAUAUGGCCACAAGCAAAGGAGACACCGAGCUGGUCAAGCUGCUGCUGAGCAGAUGGAGUGACGGAGAGUCAGGAUUGGAUGAAGCCAACAAGGUGACCUACAACGUGCUGCUGUCUUUUCCACAGAAGGACAAGCCCAACAGAGUGACCGUGGUUGCCCCCAAUGGGACGGAACUCUUCAAGUCUCGGAUUAAGGAGCUGAAUUACACACAGGACCAGUUGGACCCAGAUGUGGUGCAACCGUUUGCGGCCUUUGCACCCGCAGGAACCCCAAAGGGCAAGCUGGUGUACGCCAACCAGGGCACCAUGGCCGACUUCCGGUACUUGACCCAGGACCUUGGCAUUGACCUGAACAACACAGUGGCCAUCGUCAAGUAUGGCGGCACGGGCCGGGGAGACAAGGGGAUCAACGGAGCCCAGUUCGGGGUGGUGGGAGUCAUCGUUUACACGGACCCAGCGGACAUCAACGACGGCCGAGUGAGCGACCUGAACGAGACCUACCCUCACUCCUGGUACCUCCCGCCCUCCGGAGUCGAGCGCGGCUCCUACAAGUCCAACUUCGGUGACCAGUUGACUCCCUACUACCCUGCUAAAGCUUACACCUUCAGGCAGAAGGAAACCGACAUCAAAGGGUUAUCGCCCAUUCCAGCCCAGCCAAUCGGGUUCGAGGAUGCCCGUCACCUGAUCUGCGCGCUAGGUGGGGUUGAAGCCCCGAGCGAGUGGCAGGGUGGUCUUGGCUGCAAGUACCGGGUGGGACCUGGAUUUGGCAACCCGAGCUCCUUUGAAAACAGUGACGUUCAGGUCAGCGUGUUCAACAAGCGAGAGGUGAAACCGUCGGACAACGUGAUUGGGAUCAUCCGCGGAAGCGAGGAGCCAGAUCGCUACGUCAUCUACGGGAACCACCGGGACAGCUGGGUGCACGGAGCCAUCGACCCCAGCAGUGGGACCGCGGUCAUGUUGGAGAUCAGCCGGGUCCUGGGCAAGAUGGUGAAGCAUGGGAAAUGGCGUCCACGGCGCUCGAUCAUCUUUGGCAGUUGGGGCGCGGAGGAGUUCGGGCUCAUCGGCUCCACCGAAUGGACAGAGGAGUUCUACAGAAUCCUGACCCAGAGGACGGUGGCGUACAUCAACGUGGACAUUGCCGUGUUUGCCAAUGCCACUCUGCGGGUGUACGGUUCUCCAGUUGUGCAGAAGGUGGUAUUUGAUGCAGCACAACAGGUCCCGGCUCCAGGACACCAAGAUCUGUCCGUCUACAGUAACUGGAUGAGGCAUUCGAACCGAACGAGCCCUCGCCAUGGUAUCAUCCCACACGUGGGCACCCUGGGUGCAGGCAGCGACUACGCCUCCUUCUUCCAUUACCUUGGGAUCAGCUCCAUGGACAUUGCCUACACAUAUGACAGGUCAGCGACGAAAGCUCGGAUCUACCCCGCCUACCACACCGCGUAUGACACCUUUGAUUACGCCUCUCGCUUUAUCGACCCAGGGUUCACCAGCCACCAGGCAGUGGGCAGGACAGCCGGGAACGUUCUCCUGCGACUGGCGGAUAGCACUGUCCUCCCCUUCAAUGUCAGUGACUACGCUGAGGCGGUCCGCCUGCUGUACACCACCGCGCAGGAUCAACUGGGCCCCGAGCUGAGCAAGCGGGACAUCUCCUUGGAUUCCCUGCGGGGUGCCGUCGAGCAGCUGAACCGUGCGUCCGAAUCAUUCAACAGGCAACUCUCCCAGCUGCAGGACCUGCGGAAGAAACCCCUGGAGCUGCGGAGGGUGAACAACCAGCUGAUGCUCCUGGAGCGCUCCUUCCUCGACCCGCUCGCCUUCCCCGACAAGCUGUACUACCGCCAUGUCCUCUAUGCCUCGCGGAGCUCUCCUGUGCUGACGUUCCCGGGACUGGCGGACGCCGUCCAGCGCGCCAAGGGAAGCACGGAGCCAACCGCCUGGGACGCCGUCUGCAGACAUCUCACCAUCGUCACCCACGCAUUGGAGAGCGCGGCCUCCGUCCUGGACGGCCCACUGCCGGGGUGACGGACUGGGCUCAUCCCACCCCUCCCCACCACGGACCGCCAGGAUCCACCCCCCCCCCCCCACCCGGCGUCCAUCUGCCCCGCCAGCUGAUCUGGCCCCUGCCGCUUCGUUCCAUACCUGCCCACUGCUGACCCUCACCCUCCACGUAACUUCCUCCCCGUCUCCCUCGCACCCCGUCAUGGCCUCCUAUUGCACAGAAGCAGGCCCUUCGGCCCACCCUGUCCAUGCUGACCGUUAAGGACCCGUCUACACUUGUCCCAUUUACCAGCACUUGCAGCAUACCCUUGUACACCUUGGUAAAGCCUCAUCCAGAUACUUCUUAAAUCUCCUGAGAGUCUCUGCCUCCACCUCCCCCUCAGGCAGAGCAUCCCAGAUUCCAAACAAUCCCUCCUUAGAUCCGGUCUAAACCUCGCCUUAAAUAUAGGCCUAUUUUUGCCAUGGGGAAACGAUUCUAUCUGUACCCCUUGGAGCCUUGCACACCACCACCCCCAACUCUGAGGAAAAGAAAGCCAGCCCCGUAACUGAGACACUCUACCCCGGGCAACAUCCUGGUGAACCUCCUCUGCACCCUCUCCUAUAGUGUGGUGACCAGAACUGCAGGUUCUCCAGCUGUGACCUAACUACAGUUGUACCGAGACAUCGUUCUGUGCCCCGCUUAAUGGAGGCAAACCUUCCUCGCCUCUCUACGACCUGUGCUGUGUCCUUCAGGAAUCCUCGGACAUACCUCAAUACCUCUGUUCCUCAAUACUACCUGGGGCCCCACCAUUCCUGGCGGGUGUCCUGCCUUUAUGAAACACUUCACCUCACGCUUUAUCGGGAUCCGAUUCCGUCUGCCAUUUCUCUGCCCAUCGAUAUCUUGCCGUCGCCGAGGUUUACCCUCCUAUCGGCAAUGCCUCCAGGCUUACUGAUCUCCUCCAUUCAGAAGCACGUCGGUGCUGCUGAUGUUUUUAUGCUGCAUGACGUGGUCCCAGCACCGAUCCCCGUGGUACACCACUGGUCACAGACUUCCAGUCACAAGCUAACCCUCCACCACCACCCUCUGCUUCCAAUUAUUUGGAUCUAAUUUGCCAACUUGCAUUGGAUUGCACGGGCUCGAACCUUUUGGAUCAGUCUCCCACAUGGCCUUACUGAAGUCCAUGUGGACAACAUUCCCCUUAACAAUAGAUUUUGUUCCAAAAAAAGCUCAAAUUAGACGUACCGUAUCUCCCACCAUGCUAUCUUCGAUUAAUCCCUGCCCUUCCGAUUGUAGAUGAAUCCUGUCCCUCAGAACGUUUCCAGCAACUUCCCUUCCACUGACGUUAGCCUCACUGUCCUGUUUUAUCCCUGCUGCCCUUUCCGAAUAAGGAUGCCACACCUGCUGUCCUCCAGUCAUCUGACGCCUCACCUGUAGCCAGCCAAGGUUUAAUGAUCUCUGUCAAGGCCUCAGCAAUCUCCUCCUUUGCCUCCACACCAUCCUGAGAUUCAUCUCAUCUGGCCCUGGGGUCUUAUCCACCUUUACGCCUGAUGAGACAUCUAAUAUGAUGGAUUUUAAUGAUAACGUGCUCUAGAAUAAAUGAAUUGAUCUGUACGCAAGACAAGUUUUUCACUGUACUUCAGUACAAGUGACAACGAUAAACCAAUACCAAUAGAAUACCCCUGCCCCAAUGGCUUUCUCCUCAGUGAACACACGUGAGAAACAUUAAUUUAAAACCUCACCAGCGUUCUCUGACUCCAUGCACGGAUUGCCCCUUGAAUCACUACCAGGCUCCAACUCUUCCCCCUCGUUAUUCCUUCCCCUUCAUUACAAAAUGCCGUGGGGGUUCCCUUAAUCUUGUUCUGCCAGCGAUAUUUCAUGGCCCCUCUUUGCCCUGCUAUUUUCUAUUUUGAGCAUCUGUCUUUGCUCCCCACCUACCAUACGGAUCUUUUCGUAUCAAACUCUAACAUCCCUGACGCCCCUGGGUUCUGUCGGCUUGCACUUUGUGACUCUUCACCCCUGCAGGAACUUGUUGGUUCUGAACUCUCAGUAUCUCACUUUUACAUGACGCCCACUGGUCCGACGUAAAGUUACCCUGUAAGUAGCUGCACCUCUUCCUGUGUUGCAUCGUUUCACACCCAGCGCCCUCUGUGUAACUCCCUCCCUCUCCUUGGAAUUUACCCCUCCUAAUCUCUCAUGUUGCA